Molecule: messenger RNA, 4742 nt
Organism: Hyalella azteca
Lineage: Eukaryota; Metazoa; Arthropoda; Malacostraca; Amphipoda; Hyalellidae
Product: tetratricopeptide repeat protein 37-like
Exons: 2
Coding region: 165-4184 (1339 amino acids)
Cellular component (GO): Ski complex
Molecular function (GO): protein binding
Source: RefSeq, a predicted model, not a curated record
GUACGGUAUUUGCUGUGCUGUAGAUCAGAUGGACAGGCAGUCCAAAGUCUAGCAUGCCCGGGCACUCUGAAAAGGAUAAUGAUAUGCUGACUUAUUGCCUCUGAGACUCAAAAUUUAUCAUUGUUACCUAUAAGUUGUAGAAAUACCAACCUAGUUUGUCCAUCAUGGCGCCAGACAUCAAAGCUGCAUUAAAAGAAGCUAAGACUGGAAUAAAGGAAAACAACUAUGAACAAGUUUUGAAAUACUGUAAGAUUGUUUUAAAGCAUGACAGGAACAACUAUCAAGCCCUGGUAAUGUUUGCCCGAGCAUGUCAAGAGCAAGGCAAGUAUGAAGACUCCAAGAAAGCGUUGCUGUUAGCAAGCUCAGUUGAGCCUGACACUCCUGUUGCAUGGCAGGGACUAGCUGCUCUGUUUGAUUCUCAGCCACAGCUCAGCACUCCUUCAGAAUCUAUCAAGGUUUAUGGAAAGCUUGUUGCAGUUUUUGAUUCUGGCCAAAAGCAUAUGGCAUUCCUCCGUAAGCUAGCAACAGCCUAUGAAAAUGCUGGAGAAGCAUUAAAUGCUGCUGAUACUCUCCUGAAACUUCUCCCACUUGCAAAAGAUGAGGAUAAAAAUGAUGGGAAAGAAAUAGCCCAAUGUGUUGUAAAUGUAUUGUCACCAAUCCAAAAUACACUAAGUCCAGAUUGGCUGCAAAAUUUGUUAGGAAUGGUCAAAGCACUGUUGAGUGACUCGGUGCUGGGUAGCAAUGAAAGAAACUAUCAGCUUUACCUGUCUCUCUGCCACAAGCUCGAAGACAGAGUUGAGCUGCUAGCUGCUGCUAGAAUAAUGUACUCUCUUUUUAAAACAGCUUAUCCAUUAGAGUGGAUUGCUAGAGUUUUUGUGGAAGACCAUUUACCAUGGAAAAGUCAUUCCUCUGAUUCUAUACUGUUGUGGUCUGAUUGUGAUGCCUCAAUAACAAAACUAUUUGACAUGUACCCUGCCACCUUGUGGGGCAAUCUUGCUCUUGGUUUACAGUACCAGGAAUCAGAGGAUUUGAAAAACUCUCUAGUGUGUUAUAAAAGAGCCUGCGAGCGCAGCAAGGGUCACUUUAGUAACUCAGAUGGUCAGCCAAUCAUAUGGUGGCGUUUGUAUCUGGAGGCCUUGGAGAAAGCUAAAGACUGGCCUGGUGUUGAGUCAACUGCUACUUGCAUCAUAUCCAUACUUUCUGAGAAAAAAUCUAAGUGGCCAGGUUCUUUUGAAGACAAAGAUACUGUCAUCCAAAAAUUGAGCUUUCUCAAAGCUCAAGCACUUAUGAAAAUGGGGCAUGAAAAGCAUUUUACUAUUGCUUUGUCUAUCUUGAGAAAGCUUGAUUUAAAUGUGAGUGAACUUAUCAUCGAAUGCCUGUCGCAUACUGACCUUGUUGCUGCCAGAGAAGAGCUCAGCAAGAUGCAAUCUUCCACUUGCGGCGUCGUCUACGAAGUUCUUCAUGCGAAGUUGCUCUAUCUAGAGGGUGAUUUGGCAGGUGCUGAAAAAUUUCUUACACACGCUCUAGAAAAGGACCCUUUAAAUGUCGAUGUUCUUAUUUUGCUUGGUAGGAUCUAUCAGCAAAAUAAAAACGAUUCUGCUUCCUUGAAAUGUUUACUGCAAGCUGCAAAAUUAGACCCGUCCAGGGAAAAGGCAUUCCUCUAUUUAGGGCAUCACUACCGCCGCGUGGGAGAUAAGAUCAAGGCUUGCAAAUGUUAUCACAAAGCAUACAUGCUUGCCCCUGUAGCAGAGGAAGAAGGAGCUGCUCUCUCUGACAUCUACAGGGAACUCGGAGAAUUUGACAAAAACUUUGCUCUACUUACUUCUGUCACAAGUGAAGGCUCCAGUGGCGGGGCUUGGGCAUGGUUACGUAUGGGUCUUCAUCAUCUCUCUGUGUACGAUUCACAAAAGGCAAUCUCUGCAUUGCAACGCUGCCUACAACUUCAGCAUAACCAUCGACAGGCCCUUGAGAGCUUGGGAGAUGCAUACUUGGCACGAGGCUCGUAUGUAGCUGCUCAGAAAGUUUAUGAAAAAAUAUCUACUCUGGAUCCUAAGGCCAUAUACCCUCGAUGUCAGAUUGCUAAGAUUCAUCUCUGUAUCGGAGAGCCUACCAUUGCUGUUUCUAGGUAUGAAGAAUUAUUGGCUAUGUGUCAUGAUACCAAUUUGCUGUCGGUGAUUUUCUUAGGCCUUGCUCAAGCCCAUAUUGCCCUCGCAUCGCAGCAUGCAUCUACUAAGCACCUUGACAAUACUUUGUCUCACUGCCUCCUGGCUAUUAAGAAUUUAGAUGAAGCCAGGGAACUGCAGCCUCUUGCCAUCAGUAUUUGGAAGUCGUUAGGCGACGCCUGCUCGUUACUCCAUAGGCUACCGCGUUACUUGUGCAUAAAAAGCAUACAGAUCCCGGCCCGACUUGUGAAACCUGAUUAUCAGGUUGGUGAGAUGUCGGAAGUUUCUCUCUUGAACGUUCUUCAGCUCGGUAGCAAAUGCUAUGGAGUUGCUGCAAAACUAAGUCCCUCCGAUUCCUCCUUAUGGCAUGAUUUAGGUCUUAGUUAUUACUUCACUGCCAAAUAUGUUGACAUGAUGGAGGAUAGUCCUAAGUUUUCUUCAUUGAUGCAACGGGCCCAAAACUGCAUAAGAAAGAGCUUAACUUUGUCUCCUCGUGAUAGCCAAGUGUGGGAUACUUUAGGAGUUAUUUCCAUCCAUCCUUCAGUGAAGAAUCACUCUUUGGCUCAACAUUCCUUUAUUAGAAGCAUUCAGCUACAGCCCUGUGCUAGUAAUUGGACACAUUUAGGUGCCUUCUAUUUGGUGUGCGGUGAAGUUCAGCUUGCUCAUCAAGCGUUCUGCCAAGCCCAAGCUCUGGACCCUCGCUUCGUUACGUGCUGGACCGGCCAAGCUUUGGUGGCAGAGAGCGUCCAGCAUUACGACGCAGCGGAUCUGUUCCGUCACUGCUGCACUCUUGGCGCGCAUCCUGAGAGCGGCCUCGGCCACGCUCAUCACGUCACCAUAGCGCUCAAUGAGGGCAAGACUAUUGCGUCUUCUGUUCUCUCUCUUGCCGUCGACGCCAUGUUGUUUUAUUCUAGAGAGUUCGAUGAUGAUCCUGUUGGCCUCAAUCUUGCUGCUUUGUGCCUUGAAAAGUUUGGCAUGGAGAACACGGCCUCGGAGCUCUAUGACGUAGCUUUGAACAAUUGUAACCAGCUUCAGCAGGGCUCUAAGCCUGACUCCAAUUUGAGUGACACGAUUCGUAGCAACUAUGGCCGUGUACUUACAUCUCUUGGUCGAGUUAAGGAUGCUGUUCGACAUUUUUCUUCUAUUACCGAACCAGAUUUUCAAUCUGAAUGUAACUCAGCUUUAGCUUGCUUGAAAGGCGAGGAUUACGAGACGGGCUACUCUAAAUACCAGUCAGCACUACACUGGCUUGCGCAGAAUCAUCAUCACAAAGCAAACGUGUUGGUCGCAUUAGCGUGCCUGCAGUAUAAGUUCGGCAAAGUUCAAGAAGCCAAGACCCUUCUGUUCGAAAGCUGCCGCGAGGGUGGAGGCUGCGUUGCAGGCAUCUUGGCCCUGGGCGCCCUGGGACUCCUAGAAGGCGAUGCGACGCUUAUUAAUGCCGCACUCAACGAACUAGUCCCACACCGACACUCUGAAGAAGCGUCCCACCAUAUUGCUUUCUUAACGGCUGCCCAAGAAAUACUAAGAGGGCAAACAAAUGUUGCCAAGUGCAUUCUAAGUCGCGCAGUUUUGUGUAGGCCUCAGUGUCAGCACAUUUGGCGUUUCCUGUCUUGGCACUUGGCCACAAGCGCCUCAAAAACAACUCCAAAGACCUCGCAGGAAAUCAAGAGUGCCGAGAAACGAAGCAAGUCCAUCGUGCGCUCUGCCUCUGCUGCUUGUGUACUGUCGCAGAGCCGGUCUACUGCAGCUACCAGGUCUCAUUUUGUGCCUACUGAGGACGGUACCACGCGUGUGUUGGGAUUCUUACUCGCUGCUGACAAUAUAAAUGCGUUGAAAGAAGCACAACGAAAUUUGCUCAUGCACCCCAGCCAGCCCGAGGCCUGGGCCACGCUCGUGUCGGCGGCCAAAGUUGCCCAAGUCUCACCCCGAACCAUACGCGGCAUGGUACGAGUGUGGGCACCCAAAUGCGCUCCUGCGGUGCGGGCGUGGCUGCAUCAAGCAGCUCCGUCUACUCCGGCUUAAGUAGUCUAGAAUUUCCUUUCGAAAUUUUUCCAUUUAGAAGUUACUUCAAUAUUUUCCAAACGCUUCUGGGCUUCAUAGUUUUUAUGCCGAGCGACUAAUGCAAUCUUUAUUCGUAGAGUAUUAAAUUGAUCAAAAAAUUAAUAACUCAAGAUAUUAUUGCACCGUUGUUUACUAGCAUCGCAUAACUGAGUCAUUGGCACUGUAAAUUAUAUUGAGGGCACCUUUCUUGUUAUGUUUGUACUUUUCAAUUUUCAUUAUUUGUAAUCAAGUAUAAUCAUUACCCUGACUUAUAAACUAACAUGUUCAUUUUUUUCAGUAAUCAGUAAUGUAUCUAAGCUCUAUUUUACCCAAGACAGUUUGUGCACGCUAUAAACUAAAAAAAAAAAAUGUUACGUGUUCAGUGAAAGGAAGUGAAAAGUUGAGAUAACCAACGUUUGCCUUGAAUAAUGUAAGUGAUUUUGUUUUCGAUUCUAUUAUUAAAUUUAUUUUCUCUCACUCGCUAAUCUGUAUUCAUUGUCAUAAGGCACCGAAUGUAGUUGAAUAAAAUCCAUGAAAAUU